AUGGAUCCAACUUUUGUAAACGGCCUCCACGCACUCCUCACAACUGCAAGCGCUUCAUCCGACACAACCCAGAUAAAAGCGGCUACCGCAACCCUCGCCCAGCAGUACUACCGUAACCCGCAAUGUGUACCCGCACUCUUCCAGAUCCUCCUCACCGCGCCUGAUGCUGGCGUGCGACAACUCGCUGGUGUCGAGCUCCGUAAACGUAUCGCGUCGAAUCAUGCCAAGCUCUGGACAGAAACUGCGGUCGAGAUCAGGAAUGAAAUCAAAACCAAGAUCCUCGAAUUCGCGCUUCACGAGCCCAUCUCCAUCGUCCGCCAUACGGCUGCACGCGUCAUAGCAGCUAUCGCCAGCUGCGAGAUGCGCGAAAAGGCGUGGCCCACCCUCCUUCCCUGGCUAUACGAGGCCUCCACCGCUCCUGCCGCGUCGACACGCGAGGUCGGCGUGUUCAUCCUCUAUUCGCUGACGGACAGCAUCAAUGAGCCCUUUUCGGCUCACGUCUCCGAGGUGUACGAGCUGUUCCGCCGUACGAUCCAGGAUCCAGAGAGCAUGGAAGUUCGCGUCAAUACCAUCCGUGCCCUGGGCAUGCUGGCACAGUUCAUCGAUGCCGAGGAGAAGGGCCAGGUUCGCACUUUCCAGAGCAUCUUCCCCCAGAUCCUUGCUGUCCUGCGCGACUGUGUCGCUACCGACAACAGCGAUGGCGCCAAGCACGGGUUUGAUGUCAUCGAGACCCUUCUCAUCCUCGACACGCCUCUGAUUGGCAAAGCCCUGCCCGAGCUUGUCGAAUUCUUCCUCACUGUGGCAGUGAACAAGGAGGUAGACGAGUCGAUUCGCGUCAUGGCCCUUAACGCGCUCAUCUAUACGAUCAAAUACCGCAAGAACAAGAUCCAGUCGCUUGGACUCGCCAAGUCCAUCCUCGAGCGUAUCAUGCCCAUCGGGUGCGAGGACGAGCCUGACGAGGAGGAGGAAGACAACCCGUGCCGCCUGUGCUUCCGCUGCAUCGACAGCCUCGCUACUACCUUCCCUCCUAGCCAGGUGUUCCCUACCCUCCACACCCUUGUCACGCAGUAUGUCUCCUCCCCCGACCCGUCCCAGCGCAAAUGCGCAAUGGUCUCGUUCGGCGUGGCCAUCGAGGGCUGCUCCGAGUACAUCCGGCCACACAUCCUCAGUCUCUGGCCCUUCCUCGAUGCCGGGCUAAACGACCAGGAGUGGCGUGUGCGCAAGGCGGCGUGCAUCGCUCUGGGCUGUGUGUGUGAGUUCCUGGGAGACGAAGCUGCCGAGCGACACGAGAUCUUCCUCCCCGCCAUCCUCCGCCUCAUGGGUGAGGAGCAGACUCGCUCGACCGCUUGCCAGGCACUCGACUCGUACCUCGAAUGCCUGGGCGACCAUAUCUUGCCCUACCUGGACGAGCUCAUGGUCCGUCUUAUCGGCCUGCUCGAGACCGCCGACCGCCAAAUGCAGAGUACGAUCAUCGGCGCGAUCGGUUCGGCCGCACAUGCCGCCAAGGCCCGUUUCACGCCCUACUUCCCAGAGUUUAUGAAGCGCAUCGAGCCCUGCUUCUUCCUCACCAAGGAAGAGGACCUUGACCUGCGCAGUAUCGCCGUCGACACUGCUGGUACGCUCGCCGAGGCCGUCGGUGCGGAAGCGUUCCGUCCCUGCUUUGAGCCGAUGAUGCAGCAGGCGAUGGCGGGUCUCAAGCUAGAGAGUUACCGCAUACACGAGUGCAACUACCUCUUCUUCAUCGUUAUGAGCCGGGUGUUCCCCGAUCUCAUGGAGCCCUACCUCGCUGCGAUCGUCCCCGAGCUGAUGAAGAGCUGCAAGGAGGCAGAGUACAAGAUCGGCAGUGCCGACGAGCUCGAAGCUGCCCUCCUGGGCAACGGCACGGCCGAAGCGCCCCUCGAGAUCAAGUCGGACGAGGAUGUGGAUAUCGACCUGGAGGACGCUGCGGACGCGGACGUAGACGACAUCCUCAACGUCUCCUCUGCCCAGGCGGUCGAGAAGGAGAUCGCGGCGGAUGCGAUGGGCCAGAUAUUCGCCAAUGUCAAGCUGCCUUUCUUGCCGUAUGUCGAGAACUGCCUCGAGAUGCUUGUUGCGCUCCUCGAGCACUAUUAUGAAGGGAUCAGGAAGGCCGCGGUGCAGAGCUUGAUCGAGUUCCUCAGGACGUUCUACGUCUUGGCGAACUAUGAGUGGACACCUGGUCAGCCGUCGGCCCCUCUGCACGACAACGUCGUCAAGAUUCGUGAUGUGAUCAUGGAGGCUUUGACGGACGCUUCGAGCAGCGAUGAAGAGAAGUCUUCCGUAGCCGUGCUGUGCAGCACCCUUGGCGAGCUUCUCACUUCGUACGGCCCGACAGUGCUCGGCACGUACGGCGAGCAAGUGGCCAACCUCGCUACCUCCGUUCUGGACCGCACCCAUGUCUGCCAGCAGGACACGGAUCAAGAGACCCUGCCAGAGGACAUGCUGGACGAAGACCAGGCGGAGUACGACUCGGUCCUGACGAGCUCGGCGAUGGAUCUCGUCGCUGGCCUUGCCCAUGCCUAUGCAGGCGAAUUCAAGGGCGCCUUCCCGAAGUACAUGACGCUCAUCGCGACGUACGCUGGGAAAGGUCACAGUCUCGCAGACCGGUCUGCAGCUAUAGGCACUUUUGGAGAGAUCAUCGGUGCCAUGGGCGCUGCAGUGACCGAGUUCACCGAACCGCUCUUCCAGAUCCUCUACCCUGCUCUCGCGGACGAAGGUGUCGAAGUCAGGUCCAACGCCGCCUACGCCCUCGGCGUCCUCGUCGAGAACAGCCAAGUCGACACCUCGAGCCAGUACGUCAACAUCCUCCGCACCCUGCAGCCGUUCUUCCAAACCCCCGAGUCUGCGGCCGGGACGACCCUGAACGCGCGGGACAACGCCUGCGGAGCAGUUGCGCGUAUGCUGCUCAAGAACCUCACUGCUGUCCCGCCCGAACAGGUCUUGCCAACGCUCUUCGCCGCGCUGCCAUUGAAGAACGACACGCAGGAAAACAAGCCCGUGUUCAAGUGCAUACUCCAUAUCUACCAAGCGAACCCGGCACUGCUCGACCCGUACUGGGACUUGCUGUUAAAGCUCUUCCAGCACGUGCUUGUCCCUGCUGGAGAAACGGAGAUUGACGACGAGACACGCACGGCUUUACUCGCACUUGUGAGCCACUUGAACCAGGUCAUACCGGACAAAGUGGCGGCGGCGGGGCUGGCGCAGGUGCAGGCAUAAGCCCGCGUGCGCGUGCGCCGUCGAUCACGCUGGCACAGUUAUGACAUGACAAGGCAUGCUCACGAUUCCCUUUUCUCUCUUCCUAUUCCUAUUUCGUUUCUGUUCCCUUUCCUCUACUUUCACUGUUUGUCCCCCCAGAGCUCUGCACGUUUCAUUGGAUACCACAAGAAUUAAUGGAUGUAGUCAAGAGACUAUGGUGCCUUAA
Dacryopinax primogenitus is the source of this 3439-nucleotide messenger RNA. Its product is annotated as ARM repeat-containing protein. Gene Ontology annotation, biological process: protein import into nucleus. Gene Ontology annotation, cellular component: nucleus; cytoplasm. The record is from RefSeq and is a predicted model, not a curated record. The transcript has 7 exons. Gene Ontology annotation, molecular function: nuclear import signal receptor activity; small GTPase binding. The coding region runs from base 1 to 3234 and encodes 1077 amino acids. NCBI's taxonomy places the organism in Eukaryota, Fungi, Basidiomycota, Dacrymycetes, Dacrymycetales, Dacrymycetaceae.